Molecule: messenger RNA, 2719 nt
Organism: Magallana angulata
Lineage: Eukaryota; Metazoa; Mollusca; Bivalvia; Ostreida; Ostreidae
Product: prominin-1-A-like
Exons: 27
Coding region: 87-2651 (854 amino acids)
Cellular component (GO): membrane
Source: RefSeq, a predicted model, not a curated record
AAGUUUAGGUUACAGUAGGACAAAAUGGCUGCGUUAUGUACAAGAUGUAGGCAUUAUUUUGGGAUAUAAAUGGGAAAAUUCCGCACAUGACAUUUCUAGUUUUCCAAAUGGAUAUCCGGGUCAUUAUCCUUAUCCUUGGUGUAUCACUUAUGAUACAAAUAGACCCCGUGGGAUCCGCUACCAUCACCGAUUACUUUGGGAACAAGGUUUACGACAAUGGUACGAUAGAAUGGGGCCCUGUGCCCUCUGGGACCAAGUAUAAGACCACCAAUACGUACAGUGAUGGAGGGCUGGGGACGCUGUUCGCCUUCGCCAGGAGUUUUGUCAACACUAUCCAGCCCAAACCUUUCCCGUUUAGUCUGAUAAAGAAGAUUAUGAAUGGCGAAUUUGACAUCGGUGCACAAUACAUGGAGCUAAUUAACUAUGCCAUGGGGUUCGCGGUGUGUGUGGUGAUAGGCCUCCUCUAUGUGGUGUUCCUGCCUCUCUGUGGUUGCUGUUUCUGUUGCUGCCGUUGCUGCGGUAACUGCGGUGGCGACCUUAAAGCGGAGUAUGAUGACAACGAGGACUGUAAGAGAAUGGGGUUUGCUCAAGCGGUGUUUCUGUUGGCUGUUCUGAUGACGGCGUCCGCUGGUUGUAUUUACGCCACUAACGGCCGCUUUACCGUGGCGCUGUCUUACGCCGACGUUAACAUUGCUGACAACCUAGACGACGUUUAUGCUUACUCGCUGAACACUCAAUCGCAAUUUCGUUACGUUGCUAUCGACAUGUACGCUAUCAUUUCUCAAGCAAUCAUCAGAGAUAUAUCAGGCAUUGGAACUGUUUUGACAACAAAGAUUUUCGCCGUGCUAAGCAUUGACCCUGUGAUAAAUGCUGUUUUGGCACUUGAUACUACUUUGAACGAAAUCGACACCAAUUUGGAUGCAGUGAUAGCAGACAAGAACACCCUGGUUACAGCAGCUAACACGCUCUCCAGCAGCCUGUCCACCCUCAAGUCAGCAAUUGACUCGACCAAGUCAGGAUGUUCCAGUGACUGCACCCCUACAACAGUCUGCAACAGUUUUGAUACGUCAUCGAUGACGAUGAACGCUGAUUUUUCCACGCUUCCAGAUUUGACCUCUACACAGACUGCAAUUAAGGAUGUCGUUGCCAAAAACCUUACUAAAGUAGCGCUGGAGGCCAAAGCUGCUUUGGAUAACAUGCAGACGACGAUAGACGGCCAGACAGGAUCCAUCCAGUCCUCACUUGAGAGCACGCUGAACACUUUCAAAGCCACGCUUAAUACAAUGGUGGAUGAUUUCCUGGCUCAAAUCAACAACGCCUUCAAUACUCGAGAGUUGAAGAACUCGAUGCGCGGGUUCUUUGGUUCAGCUUUAGACUACGAUGUCUACAGGCAGUACUUCGGCUAUGGUUUGAUGGGCGUUUUCUCCUUCAUACCACUGCUUUUGGUUGGUGGAAUGCUUUGUGGAUGCUGUUGUAAAAAGGAUGUAAAACCAACCAAGCGUGGAGGGUGCGAGAGUUGUGGAGGAUGCUUGCUCAUUCUAGCUGUCGCCAUUAUGUUCUUGAUAGGAGCCCUCUUGAUGUUGCUAACAACUGUGGCCUUUAUGAUCGGAGGAAACUUUGAGAAAAUCUGUCAAACUUUUCUCGACAUGUCCAUUUUCCGUGAUUUUGUGGAUGACGGGGGUGUACCCGGAUUUAACUUGGGACAGAUGAUCCUGAACGAUCCCGCAGCAAACAUCAGUUUAUACGGGACACUUCUAGGUUGUAGAAUGAAUAAAGCCCCGUUCGAAUUACUAUCGUUGGAGAAAAUAAUUCCAAUUGACAACUAUUUGAACUACAGUCAGUACAUGGGUGACAUCGACACACAAAUCAACUCCAUCAGUACGGCUGUGGACCUCUCGUCCUUUAAGGUACUUACCCCAGAAAUGAACACGGCGCUGAACGACUUCAAGAACUCUGGCAUCUCUAGCAUAGAUUUCGCCGCCAUCAAUACCACGCUCGGGCAAAGUACGGUGACCAUUGACUUUAACUCGAUGAUCUCUGGAAUGGAGUCUAUUCGAGACCAAUGUACGGGAACCUCGAGGAACAACUGGAUUCAGCACAUUACGGAUACGAAAACAAUUCGAGACACAACCCUUCCAGCUGUAGAAACUGCGAAAACGAACUUGCAAACCUCGGUUGGCAAACUAGAAGGAUCCGUAGGAGGCGUGACGACUAAAAUUGAUGACGUAUUGGCCACUGCUGCCACGGCCGAUAGUCAAAUCCAGAACAACGCCACGGCUGUAUUAAAUGAUGUCGCCUUAACCUACAAAAACCUUAUCCUCGGCUACAUUGAUUCUUAUUUUGCUCGAACUCGCUCUUUGAUAUCCAAUGAUCUGGCGGCCUGUCUGCCACUGUGGAAUCUGUACGAGUCCUUCACGACCAUGCUCUGUAGCUACACAGUUGAUGCUCUCAAUGGAUUUUGGUUUGGCACUGGCUGGGCACUGAUCCUGUUUGUUCCUACAAUUAUCACCUCUGUAAAGUUAUCCAAAUACUACCGACGAAUGAAGGAGUGCGAGGGAUAUGGAAGUGACUCGGAAGAUGACGAUGAUUACAGCGAUUCUGACGACGAUGAUGUUUUCCAACCCAGGUACAACCAAGUGUCGCCAAAAUAAGUCACAACAGAGGAAUGGUGCACAAGCAAUGUCUAAAAUACAUCAUAAUAAAACAAGGACUGACAGCA